AUGUUUCAACUACAUACUUUAUAUUAAAGGUUAAAAAACUAUAUAUUUAUAUUAUAACCUACUUGAUAAUCUCGUAAUAUACUCUGGAGACUUGUAGUUAAGGAGUCGGUUUUAUAAAUAUGAUUAUGGUAUAUAUUCUAUUUUUUCAUGACAAGAAAAGCAUAAAUUCCAUCACAUGCAGGCCACCCAACGCAAACCAUCGUUAUAUGAGCAGCUACAAUUCGCACCUUAUCACCUCCUCACUUGGUCUCCUCUUCUCUCUGCCGUGCAGAGCGAUGGAUCUCUUAACUCCGCCUUCCCUACUCUUCGUCUUCCUUAUCGUUUUCUAUCUCUACCUCUCAUUUCUCAGGUCUUUUAGAAAAUCACCGGAGAAGGGCUUCCGAAACUACCCCUUGCUUGGAACUUUACCUGAUUUCUUGAAGAAUCGCGAACGCUUCCUGGACUGGACUACCCAAGUUCUUCGGGACUGCCCCACUAAGACCGCCGUCUUCUUCCGUCCCGGCAAAGUCCAAGGCAUCAUUACGGCUAACCCAGACAACGUCGAGCACAUGCUCAAAACCAACUUCCCCAACUAUCCCAAAGGCGAACGAUUCAUCAGCCUCCUCCAUGAUUUCCUCGGCACGGGAAUCUUCAACUCCGACGGCGACCUCUGGAAAGUUCAGAGGAAAACCGCCAGUUACGAGUUCAACACCAAAUCGCUUCGAAACUUUGUCAUCGAGAACGUCACGGUCGAAAUUCAGACCAGGUUGGUUCCGCUUCUCUCUGGGGCCUCAGACGGCCACCGGGUUCUGGACCUGCAGGACAUCUUGGAGCGUUUCGCUUUCGAUAACAUCUGCAAGCUCGCUUUCAACUACGACCCUGAGUGUCUAGGCGGCGAGGGAACCGGCGGGACGAAAUUCAUGUCGGCUUUCGAGGAUGCCGCAACGCUAAGUUCCAGGAGGUUCAUGUACGCUUUACCGGUCGUGUUUAUAAUCAAGAAGUGGUUGAACGUAGGGUCGGAGCGGAGGCUGAGAGAAGCAAUCAUGAGCGUCCACGAGUUCGCGGAUGAGAUCAUAAGGUCCACAUUGGAAGCCAAGGAAAGUAAUCGGGAUCUGGACUUAUUGUCCCGUUUUAUCGGAACAGAAGAGAGUUCUCCGGAAUUUCUGCGAGAUAUCGUGAUAAGCUUCAUCCUGGCUGGGCGAGACACGACGUCGGCAGCUCUGAGCUGGUUCUUCUGGAUACUAUCGUCAAGACCAGACGUGAAGCAAGAAAUAAGAGACGAACUCGGAGCCAUUCGCUCCCGAAACGGGACGAAGAGAGGUGAAGCUUUUGGGUACGAGGAGCUGAAAGAUAUGAACUACCUACAAGCAGCCAUUUCGGAAACGAUGAGGUUGUACCCACCAGUACCGGUGGACACAAAAGCAUGCCUGAACGACGAUGUGCUGCCCGAUGGUACGGUGAUUCGGAAGGACUGGUUCAUAUCUUACCACACAUACGCCAUGGGGAGGAUGGAGAGCAUUUGGGGAAAGGAUUGCUGCGAAUUCAAACCAGAAAGAUGGAUUGAAAAUGGAGUUUACAGAGGCGAGAACCCGUUUCGAUAUCCAGUGUUUCAUGCAGGCCCAAGGCUGUGUUUAGGCAAAGACUUGGCCUACAUUCAGAUGAAGUGCAUAGCAGCUUCAGUGAUGGACUUGUUUGAGAUAGAGGCACAGAACAAGGACAAGUGUCCCGACCACGUGUUAUCCUUGACCUUGAGGAUGAAAGGAGGCUUGCCAGUUGAGGUCGCCAAAAGAGACAUCUUGACUGUGUAGUUCUGAUUUAUUUUGUCGCAUGAUGCGUAAAAUCUUGUAGUCUUCCUUUGAGAGAAAUUAUGGUGUGUACAAAUAACUCAGCUAGGUUAGCCCAUGACGCCCAUUAUGACAUUUUUUGUUGUAUGCUCAUCUACUGUGCGGC
Messenger RNA from Neltuma alba, 1929 nucleotides. Its product is annotated as cytochrome P450 94A1-like. The coding region runs from base 120 to 1787 and encodes 555 amino acids. NCBI's taxonomy places the organism in Eukaryota, Viridiplantae, Streptophyta, Magnoliopsida, Fabales, Fabaceae. The transcript is spliced from 2 exons. Gene Ontology annotation, molecular function: iron ion binding; heme binding; monooxygenase activity. The record is from RefSeq and is a predicted model, not a curated record.